AUGACGGCAGCGACAAGAUUUGUGCUGUUGAUUUUUGCUGUUGAUGAAGUUGGUCAGUACUGCGGUUGUAUUAGCAUUCCAGUCGUAUAGAAGAAGGGCUGAAGCAGAUUUAUUUUGAAGAAUAGCAGGAUUUUAUGUGAAGCUCUCUGAUAAAGUUAUCAUAAUAUAUCGAAGUUUGGGCGGGCAUUCUACACACGAUCUGAAACACUUUUGCUGUUAUUCCACGUGUUGUUUGGACAAGGCUUCUCAUUGAAUACGUUUGGAGGCUGACCUCAAGACUCUUCUUUCACCUUUUAUUUUUUCAAUAAAAUUGAUAAACUAAGGCAUUCUUAAUGAAGUUGCAGUCAGUAUUUGGUUCUUUAAUUGUUACAGUGCUACCUUACAUUUUAUAUAAUUUAUUUGUUUAGGUAUUUAAACAUUGUAAACUGUCUCAGGUACCUUGGAAGAAGGGGGUGGAGAGUAACAAAAUAACACUUGAUAACACUUGUGGAGGGUUUGUGUAUUAGUCACACACUACCAUGACUUGGAGAUGGGUCUGGGUUGUGCAAGUAAGCAUAGUUAGCAGAAUGCAGUUAGAUUUGCAAACCAGAAGGGAAGGCGGCACUAAGACACAGGAAGUGGAGGAGGCCUUCAGCCUCAUCAAGCAUUGGGCAGGAGAAGGCCUAGUAAACCCAUCCCUGUCCUUUGGUUUCAUUGUGCUGAUGGAGGCUUGAAUGUGUAAAGUUGUGGGGUGGAAGGCACACACAUCUCCCCAGAAACCAGUAGGCCAAGCCCUGCCCUUUCAUCACAGAGGUGAUGGAAAUGGCUAUAACAGUAGAACUAUGUUUCCUUUUCCCUCCACUUUAGGCUCCUCAAUAAGCAUUUCACACCUUACCUGUCUCUCUUGAAAGGUGUACACCUAGUCUUUCUUAAAUGUGGGUUUGACAAGACAUUCAUAUUCUCAAUGUAAUUAACUAUUCUGAACUAUUUUGUCAAGCAGAGGUAAGGAAGCAUUGUCACCAGUUUCCAAGUUCGAGAAUGUGGUACUAGUGGCAUGUUCAUAAAAUGUUACGUUCAUUCUUUUAAACCACUUAAUGGCAGCAGACCUCCAAAUGCCAGUUUCUGGGGGAGAAACUGAGAGAGGCCUAUUGCCUGCUUUUGUGCUUUCCAGGUGCAUCUAGUUGGCCACUGAAGGGAAAGGGAUUCUAAACUAAAUGGGCCUUUGGUCUGAUCCUUAAGUUCUUAAGCAUUUUCACAUCAGAUGUUGCAAUUCUGUAUCUUCAAUUGAUAGAAUCUUGCCUACCUUCACCAGUUUUUUUCUGCACCAACCCUAAAGUGCUUAAUUACUGUGAUUUCCAAAAUAGUGCUUUAAGGACAAACACAAUAGGUUUAUUGGGGCGUGGGGAUCCUUCAAGAGCAACAUGCUGCUCCUUCAAGAGCUUUGUACCUGUGGAGGUUAUUUCACAGAUCAUAAUUUGGAACUGGUGCAAGGAAGUAGCUAUGACUGCCAUUCCACACAUACUUACUUGGGAGUAAGUCCCAUUGUAUUGGAUGCGGUUUACCUCUGUAUAAACCUGCAGCAGAUUGAACUGAAAAGUUGUGUGAACUGUGAUUAUGGAAGUUGUAAGGACUACCAAGGUUGAGUUAACUGAACUAAAUUUAUUUAUUUACAGUGGUGCCUCGCAAGACGAAAUUAAUUCGUUCUGCGAGUUUUUUUGUCUUGCGAAUUUUUCGUCUUGCGAAGCACGGUUUCCCAUAGGAAUGCACUGAAAAUCAAUUAAUGCGUUCAUAUGGUCAAAAAAAGUCCAAACCAAGCCAAAUUUGGUACAAAAAGAGUUUAUUAAGUGCUCGCUCUUUAAAGUCACACAUACUGUUCUUGGGCUCCAUGGCAGCACAGCUCCUACCUUCGCAAACCCAAAAAACCCCCAAAAAACAGUGCUUCACAUCCAAAAAUUCAAAAGCACCAAACCUCCCAGAAAACACACAAGCUUCCAGAUUCUUGCAAACCCCUCCCCAACACCAAAUCCUUGAAUUCCAAACACCCCAACCCCAAAUCCAAAAACCCCCAAAAAAGUUUUAAAAGUUUAACUUACCAAAUGGCUGCAAAAGAAGUUUUGGAAAAGCUUCAAAAAUCACCAAAGUCUUCAAAAACCUCAAAAAAGGCUACCACACCACAUGCUAUGAGUUGCUCCUCGAAGUCAAGUCGCAACUGCACCUCUUCAAGCAAUGCACCCUGGGUAUUAACGGUUUUAAGAAAAAGGAAACAAACUUGCAAGACGUUUUCGUUUUUCAUCUUGCGAAGCAAGCCCAUAGGGAAAUUCGUCUUGUGAAGCAACUCAAAAAAACGAAAAACUCUUUCGUCUUGCGAGGCAUUCGUCUUGCGAGGUACCACUGUAUUGCAUUUAUAUCACACCUUUUCCCCCAAGGAGCUUAAGGUGCUAUACAUGGUUCUUGUCAUUUAAUCACAACAACCCUGUGAGGUUGAGAACCCAAGGUCGGCCAGUGAGCUUCAUGACUGAGUGGAGUUUUGAACCAUGGUCUUCCAGGUCCUUGUCCAGAACUCAAACCACUACAGUACACUGGCUGAAUGUGAACAUUCUGAUUUACAGAUCUUAAUGCAUACAGUUCAAAGCCCUUCAACUUAUUUUUGUAGCAGACUCGAUCAUACAUGCUUCUCUAGGAGUAAAUCUGAAUGAACACAGGAGAAUUCAGUUCUAAGUAAUGUGGCAGCAUGGCUGUGAUCACAAACAUAUUUAUUUGGGCAUAAAACCCAGCGAGACUUCUGAAAAAACAUGCCACAUGUUUGUUAUGGCUUUUUUUCCUCCUUAACAUUUAAGAAUGUGAUGUAACUUAAUAAAAACAUUACAACAGAACAUUUUACAGGAUUUAAUAGUUUGAAACAGGACUUCCUCUCCAUUUCCCCAUCUUCAUCAUGAGAUUAAUAGUGUCAGCUGACCUUACGAGGCUGUCAUAAGGAUUCAAGAUAGAAUGCAUGUAGAGUGCUUUGAACUAAGUGAUACUUAAAUCACUCCUAUUUUUAUCAUCAAACACAGACACCAAGGUUUCCUAUGUUGAGAGAAAGCUUAAAUCUUCACAGAUUUUCACAUCUAGGCAGAUGUGCAUCAACCAGAAGUCUCUUCCAUUUUCUGUGGAGAUCAUAUUUUGUCCACUGAAACACCGUAACUGCAGAGUUUGGAACUACAUUCCCCAAGAUGCACUGGGACUUGUGGCCCAGAAAGUGACCUUUGAAAGGAAAAGUAGGUAGUGCACUGUACCUUCCUGGCUAUAGCUGGCGAGGGCAGACUCAGCUGGCUAGACUGGGAAGCAUGCCUGUGACUGUGCAGCUUCAGAGUCCCCAGAGGAGAUAGCAGCAUGCAGAACCCCCUCUCCUCUUCCCCUGGAGGCUCACGCUCUUCCCUUUCUGCUUAGACAUCACCGGCAAGGCAGCUGCAGAAGCAGACACUCACUGGCGCUUUCCACUCCUCCGCAGGCUGUUCCUGUCAAAGCUGUAAGUAUCCUUUGUGUGCUGCUAGACCAAACAGGAAGGCACAUACAGGGGCUGGGCCUGUGGAUUUCUUUCUUCAGCCUUGCAUAUAUUCCACGUUAUUUGAGCAACAUAAAUGGCCCGCUGUGGAAUCGGGGAAACUGAAAUUCUUCCAAACUGGAUUUUGUACAAAUCCGUCUGCUGUACUACCAAAGCCAACGACGAUAAGGUUCCUCAGGAAACCAGGAGCAAAGAAACCAGAGUGGUUUGGGAUCACACUGUGCUCCCUAGGAGAUUCUUCUCCAACAGAGAGAGAGAGAGCCCAGGAGGAAAUGUAGCAAAAGUAAAAGUCAGGGACAUUUCUUGAGAAGGGCUGGCUAUGUCCCCACUACUUAAAUUGUGUGCUGGUGCUCUCAGGGUGGCUUAGAAGUUGUACAAAAGCAUAAAUAAUUAUUUGAUUUAGAGCAAUGUGCUGGACUGAAUGUCUGUCUGCAGAACAAUUAACUCUACCAAGUAGCAGCAGGUCAAACUUGUGGCCUUGUGUGCCUCCUCAUCCUAGAGCAAAAGGCUGUAAUACUGAUAUCAAAAUGCCUAUGUUACACUUUACAGCUGCAAAAGCACUUUAUAACCAUUAUCAUGCUGAUACCUUUUAUUGCUAUAAAUGGCCAUUAUUGUCAUUGCAUAGGGAAACGACUGAGCCUGAAAGAAGAGUAGCUUGUCCAAGUCCACACACUCAGUCUGUACUCUGUAGCAGUGUGAGAAACUCUGAUAUAUAUGCUCAGCACCAAAUGGCUCCUUAAACCAGGGUUACAGUUGCCAAAACGGAAUGCCUAGUUGCCAUUUUGGGACCAGGCGGCUCAAAAGUUGUAUUUUUCAUUACAGUGGUACCUCAGGUUACACACACUUCAGGUUACAGAUUCCGCUAACCCAGAAAUAGUGCUUCAGGUUAAGAACUUUGCUUCAGGAUGAGAACAGAAAUCGUGCUCCGGCGGUGCAGUGGCAGCGGGAGGCCCCAUUAGCUAAAGUGGUGCUUCAGGUUACGAACAGUUUCAGGUUAAGAACGGACCUCCGGAACGAAUUAAGUACUUAACCUGAGGUAUCACUGUACGACUUUUUGGUUCCUGUAAUUCAUUCCAAUUGUGCAGAUAAAAUAUCAUGGAUCGAAUUCUACAGGAUGUGUUGCCAGUGUGUGAAAACAAACCAGGUCCAAGGAUCCCCAGGCAUGCACCUCCAGAUGGUGAAGACAUCAGGCUCCAUCCUGGCCCCUGGGUAUCUUCACUUGAUCGCAAGUGACCUAUAGCCAGGUGCAAAAUGCACCUGGCAGAUUUCGAACGCUGCUCUGUAGCAAUGGUAAGAACAGAACUCAGGUCUGCCAGGUCUUUGUGGGUGUAUGGCAGCUCUCCCAGGAAAAAGUAAAGCCAGUGUGGUGUAGUUGGAGUGUCAGACUAGAACCAGGGAGGUCCAGUUUAAACCACAAACUCACUGGGUUUGUGAGUUCAGCCACAGUCAACCACAUACUCACUGGGUGACCUUGGGCCAGUCACCAUCUCUCAGCUUAACCAACCUCCCAGGGUAGUGAUGAGGAUUAAAGAGGAGAGAAUAUCAUGUGUGCUGCACUGAGAACCUUGGGAGGCAAAAUGGAAUAAAAUUGGGUGUGUGUCUUAGCUUGCCCAGGUUGAUAACAAAAUCUGGAUGGAUGGGCAGGUUCUCACCACCACCCCAAGUCUGGCCAGUUGGGGACCAUUUACUUUGUGCUACAUAAGACAGUGAGUUUCUUUUAUGUGAAGAGAAAAAGUUUGAUGCAGCUGGGGAUACAAUUUGGGGUGACCCAAACGUCUUGGAAUAGAGACAGGGAUUGUUUCCUCUCAUUUCUGUCCUGUUGAAAUAAACAUUUUGGUAAUUUCUAAAUAAGGAGUUAGUUGGCCUGAUAAAAUGUUAGGGCUUGAUUAAUUACAGUUUAUAGAAUCUCAAACUUGCAAGCUCUUCAAGGUUGUUAAGGAAUAAUCAUAAGCUACAAUUAUCUUAAUUAGUGGUCUCCUGAAGAUACUUCAGCUCAUCAGUAAAUUUUAUUGUUUGGUUGUAUGUUUUUAUAUUGUAAAUUGCUGUGAUCUUUAUGUGUAUCUUUAUGAUACAGUGGUAUAUAAAUAUUUUUAUUAAUAAAUAAAUUAAGCUGCAGGCCGUCCAAAACCACCCUCUGAAGGGUGUGUCGUGGGACCUAAUUGCAGAAUGUAGGUAAAACACACCUAGGGACAUUGGAGGAAUUCCUAGCUCCUGGUAUCUCUUCACUAUGCUUCUUGCAAAUCAUCCAGUUAUUGUAUGGAAUAAUACUUCCUCUCUAAAAAGAGACAAACAUCUGUCAUAUGAUUUAUCUGAUAGACCAGAGGGGAACCUCUGACCUCUAGAUGAUGUUGCACUCCAUCUCCCAACAGCCAUCGCUAGCAUGGUUAAUAGCCAGGGUUGAUGGGAGUCCCUGGUUCUGCUUUUUCUUUUCUUUUCUUUUUUUGUAAGAAUGGAGUUCUCUUGUCUAAUACAGGAAUAGGGAACCAGAUGUUGCUAACCUAUGUCUUGUUCCCUAUUCCUGUGUUAAACCACAAAAGCCCAAUUUCUAACAAAAAAUGCAGAACCUGUGACUUUUCCACCGUACUAAUACAUGCAGAUUAAGUAUGUAUUCUGAACCAAACACCUAUUAAAUAGUUGCUCUUUUCAUUUGCUGAAUUUUGUGUUGCUCUGUUUUGCCAAUAAUUUUUUUAAUGUAGCUACAGUGGUACCUCGGGUUACAUACGUUUCAGGGUACAUACAUUUCAGGUUACACACUCUGCUAACCCACAAAUAGUGCUUCAGGUUAAGAACUUUGCUUCAGGAUAAGAACAGAAAUUGGACUCUGGCGGCGUGGCAGCAGCAGGAGGCCCCAUUAGCUAAAGUGGUGCUUCAGGUUAAGAACAGUUUCAGGUUAAGAACGGACCUCCGGAACGAAUUAAGUAUGUAACCAGAGGUACCACUGUAUUUGUUUUUAAUAUAUAUUGUGUAUAUUAUUUUAUCUUUCUCUGUAUGUCAUUUAAUAUAUUAAACCUUGAUAGAUUUUAGUAAAAUUCAUGCUUAAAUUUUCAUUGUAUUUUACUCAAAUUCUUUAAUAUGUUAUCUUUCAUUAAAGCCUAUUAGUAUUUAAGCUAGUUGUAUUUUGGUUUUUGUUGUUUAGCAGGGUUUCCUCGGGCCAAGCAUCAUUUCAAAGCGUACAGCUGGCUAUGCGCCAUUGGUUUUCAGACCUAGAAUUCUGAAACAGCAUGCAGUCCAAACCUUUGCAUGUUUAUUCAGAAGUAGAUUCUGCUGAAAUCGCUGGGUCUUACUUCCAAAUAUAUGCAUAGGAUUGCACAAAUUUGUGCUGAAAAUUUACAUUGCUACACAAGGGGGGAAAACAAACCAGUCACAAAAGCAGGUGGGGUAAUGGCUCAAGUCAGUUAACUAUUGUUCCAGGAAGAUGGACGAGAGAGCAGGAGAAAGGGACAAGGUGGUAAGGAAACAGACCAGCUUAACUCAUACCAACAGUCAAGUACAAAGCUAGCUCUGGAUUUCCAUUUCUACCUAUUUUUUAAUCUUGUUUAGUGGGAAUUUCCCCCCUCUUUUAAAAGCAAUGCAGUUGAAAUUAAAUUCAGUUCAGCACUGAUCUAUAAUAACUUUAUUUAUUUUGUUAACCACUUGCAGAUCCUGUGCACCUUGACUCAGAAAUAAUUUCCACUGUGUUCAUUGGAAUUAACACCCAGAAAAAGUGUGUCAGAUGGUAGCAUGAGUUCAUUCAAGCUGUAAUCCUAUAAUAAUAAUAAUUUAUUAUUUAUACCCCGUCCAUCUGGCUGGGUUUCCCCACCCAAUCCUAUACUUGCUUACCUAGGAGUAAGAACUAUUGAACUCUGUAUCACUUAUCUCAGAGUACAUAGGUUAAGGUUGCACUGUAACAAGUUAGCUCAGCACAUCCCAAAGUCUUGUGGUAGAUGACAGUAAUUGAAAAUAAGUACCGGUAACUACAAAGGACCUAUGUUAAAAUAAAAUAAACACCCUGCUGCCAACCAACUUAACAUAAACACUCAUCUUCAUACAUGGCACUUAUUUUACAUCGUCAGAAGGUGAAAAUUCCCCAGUGUGUAGAAUUCUUCAACAUGCUAUGGAUAGCAAGGUAUCUGGGAUGGAACGAAAAAGGGUGUUCAGUGCUACCGGCUCUUACCAUUUAAUUUAUUUCAUUAUGUGCCUAGAUGUUUGAAGACUAAAAGCAUGCAGCUUGUAACCAAUUCUGCUUUAACUGAAAUAAUCAGAAUGUCUUUCCCACUCUGUGUGCGCUGUCAAAAGUUUGAAAAUAUGGAAGUCGUGUGCUUUAAUAGCCGUGAAACCUAAAGGCAAAUGAAAGAACCCACUUUCAUUUGCUUUUCAGUCUUUUUGUGAUUUGUCCACCUAAUCUCAUAAGGAUUUGACUCCUCCGUUAUCAUUUGAUUUUAACAACCACAGGCAAACACCGAUGGGACAUGGUUGACAUUUAACCAAUCAAUAUGAAAAAGACACAUUUUUAUUGAGCCGGUGUUAACAUGAGGAGUCUCUUGCAGAAGCAGACUGUUCAUUAGGGAGGAGAGAUAUAUCGCUGAGUACAUUACCGAACCCUCCUGCGCUUCACCGUUUCAAAUAGAAACAUUAUUCUGUACAUAUGAUACUUUAAUUGUCCUGUGAAUAAGGACCACUGCCCCUGCUUCCUGUUCGAUUGCUACACAUUGCAGGAAAAGACUGACCAUUUUACUGUGGGAUCAACAGAUCUAGCCAUCCCUACCAAACAUUUGAAUCAUGUGGUAUUAGUGCCGUUGCUGUUGAAACACCUGUCCCCACUGCUUGCUGGCCAGAGCCAUACUUCCAGGUCUUGAGAGCAUUGUUGAGUUCAAAUAUCUGCUUAGCCAUGGAUUCAGAGGGUGGUUUUUGGGCAAGCCGCUGUAUCUUAGCCUCCCUUCUCCAUUUGUAAAGUGAAAAUGAUAGUAACUUUUCUCAUAGGGAGGUGUUGAGAAAAAACAAACGCUGCACUACGCAGUUAGAAAAUGCUCACUCUAUAUGGGAUAAAUAUGGCGUAAUUAGACCUGAAGCAUUUCCAGGCUGACUUCCUGCUUCAUAUAAAUCCGAUGCUAUGGAGGUGCUCCAGUGCACUUGUUUUGUCACUCAGGUUAGGUAACUGCAUAAGAUCUGCACUGCUUUGGGGAAUAAAAGCUAGCAGGUCUUUUUUUGUUUGCUUGUUUGCAGGUCCCCACAAGCUUCCAAGGGAUGGCUGCUGAUGUUCACAAGAAGGAUGGAGAUGUGCCCAAUGGCUCAUUGGUCCCAUGCGACAGAAAGCAGGCUGAGAGGUCAGAGAGUCCUACCCCAGGUCUCACGCAGGGAACAGAACCAGGUAGGUGUGGGCAGAGCAAUUCAGGGGGGGCUGGGGAGGGUGAAGCAAAGGAAGAGGGACCACCCAAUCCAAUCUUUGCCAGGCAGUUGGGGCUGUUCUCUGUUCCACUCCCCUUUAUUUGGGGGGCCAGCGUUUUAGAGCUUUCCCCUACCACGACAUCUGUUUUUGUCAGUUCCACAGUUGGCACACUUACAGCGGAGUGGCAAUGCAAAAGGGUGCUGUGUUUAAUCUACAAUUUUCUUUGUGCACCGCUUAUACUGUGUUCCCCCUGGUAUUUCCUAUGCACUCACUGCCUUUGCAGUACUGGGUUUUUAAUCUGUGUUCACAUGAAAUUAUCCAAAUGCAUGUUAUCCUGUACUUGGUUAUAAAAUACUACUCUUCGAUGCAUUGUUUCUCAAGCUUCACACCUCUUGCGAAUACCUAUUCCGCUCCCUGGUGUGAACAGAAACAAAUUGACACUAAGGAAGCUGUGCUGAUGUGAACAGCUAGGGAGGCAAGAGGUGUGAAAUGCACCAGGGGAAAAAUCAACAUCACUAUGCUCUAAUCUAAGGGAUGGGUAGGCAAACUAAGACCUGGGGGCUGGAUCCGGCCCAAUCGCCUUCUAAAUCCGGCCUGCAGAUGGUCCGGGAAUCAGUGUGUUUUUACAUGAGUAGAAUGUGUCCUUUUAUUUAAAAUGUACAUCUGGGAUAUUUGUGGGGCAUAGGAAUUCGUUCAUUUCCCCCCACCCCAGAAAAAUAUAGUCUGCCCCCCCACAAGGUCUGAGGGGCCACGGCUGAAAAUGUUUGCUGACCCCUGUAGUCUAAGGGGGUAAUGGGAACACACCCUUAGAGACCUCUUUGAUUAAGUGGUUUAUAAGUCUCCUACUUUUUAAGCUGAGCCGGAAUUUGGUUUAAAAUUGGAAAUUCGUAUUCAAAUCUAUUUUCAAUCAAGUAUACAUCAUAUACACAAAAACAUUUUUUCUGUGAUUUGGGCUCUUCACUGCCUGCUGAUCUCUCCACCCCACUUCCCAAAAUUGUUAUGAACUUAUAGUCAGGCACCAUUAUCUGAUCAACUCUGUGGACUGACAAAAAAAAAUCUCCAGCCAACAGCGCUCAUCUGAGGCUGGCAUAAACACAGACUGUGUCAUACUGACAAAACCAGAAGCUGUUGACCUGUUCCUUAGGCAUAUUCCCUUGAUCAAAACAAGGAGAGGACACAAAACAGAGCUAACUAAAUUCUGCACUGCUGGAAAGCAAGAGGUAAUCCAGAACAGUUGUUGUCAUUCAUCUGUCUUGAGAGAAGAGGCACCACUGGGGGUAAAGUGAAACCGUUGUUGAGUUACAGUUCCUACAGUGACUGUGGAGACCGAUAUGGGAGAGACAUGUUUUGUUGCAGCUGGGACAGAUGAAAGCAUCUGGUUUUGCUGUUACAGAUGCACCAAGGUGUUUCUUCUGUCUGCACAGAACAGGAUAUAGACCAAUAGACCUGUUGCAGGUUCAACAUGGCUGUAUGGUGAGAAUAAACCUGUCUGAGGUCAGCUUUGUAAUCAACAAGUAGCCAAUCCCAAACAUGCUUACUUCGUAAUGUAAAUUCCACUUAUUGAUGGGACUUACUCCAAGAAAGUGCUCCUAGGAGUACAUCUUUAACCUGCAUGUACUUUUCAGCUGCUUGUGGAGAAUUGUUUUCUCAUUUCUUUCUUUGUAAAACUACUACAAAAGGCUCAGUGAAGCAGUUCCUUUGUGAUAGAUAGUGAAUGUACCUAAAGAAUGCACAUGCUCUGCUUUAGUAUGGAAGAUAAUGAAUAUCAGAUACUUAGAUGGGAGUCAAAGGGUUUCGGGUACAAGGACCUCAAUUUCCUGCUAUCCCGCAGUGCAGUUACCACAUCAAAAUGUUAAAAUGAAAGGCCCUGUGUGUUCUAAAGAAAGCUAUAGAAUUGGAGUGCUUUCUAAGGAGGAGCAUUCAUUAUGGAUUAGGAAGCAUGCAUGCUAUUUAACCAAAGAAUAUUUCCUUACAGCAUGGCACAACCAUUGCAAUCUGCGGUUUUCAGCUUGUAACCCACUAGAUGAGGAGCACAGGAACAAAAACUCUGGCAUAAGGUUAAGUAAAAUGUUGGGAGAUUUUUGCCAUCAUAUGUGUCUUGUGGGCAUUUAUGAGUUUUCCUACUCACUCUUUGAUGAUGCCAUUGUCGUAGCUUUUUAUCUGCUCCUUCCAGGGAGUAACUCAGUAUUUGUUCUGGCAUUGUUUACAAGGGGCAGGCCAGGAGGGAGCCAUGUUUGUUCAUGCCAAGUCCUAUGAAGACCUGACCAGCACCGAGAAUCAGGAUGCGACUCCCCAGAGCCCGGAGGAAAGCGAAGAGCUCCAAGGUGAGCAGGCAAAGAUGGAGGAGAUCAGCAAGGAUUUCAGUGAACUGAGCACCCAGCUUACUGGCAUAGCCCUGGAUUUGGAGGAAGAGAUAAGGCACAGCAAAGAAGACAAGUUGGAACUCUCGCCACAGGCCUCGCGCCGAGACUCUGUGCUGUCUGGGAAGGAGGAGGAAGACGUGGCCAUGGAUGCCUGGCGCAUGCACCAGAAGCAUGUCUUUGUUCUGAGUGAGGCAGGCAAGCCGGUGUAUUCCCGCUAUGGGUCUGAAGAGGCACUGUCCAGCACCAUGGGGGUGAUGAUGGCUCUGGUGUCCUUCCUUGAAGCACAGAAGAAUUCCAUCAGGUCUAUUCAUGCAGGUACUUAGGAGUCACACUGACAGGGUUUCUUCCCAAGAGACCGCUAUCUUACCAUUUUCCAUUUGGCCUCCCAAUUGGAUAAGAACCUGAGAAACAGGAGCAAGGAGUGCGGAUGAUCUUUCCCCAGGAUAGCCCCCUGCCAGAGUGGCAUGGGGACAUGUUUUAAUUAUGCUCCUUUCUAACCCAGCAGCUUUAGGAAAUAUUAGAUGUCAUCGAAUAUCCAAUUGACAGUCCCAACUUGUACACAGAAUAAUCAGAAGAGAACAAUAUGCCCUUUUCACAUUCCGUUUAGAAAAUGCUUCAAAACUAAGCCAGAGAAGGAAGCUAUAGAUUUCUUUGAAAGGCACGUCCCAAGCCAAAGUGUAGUAAAAAUGAUUAUCUAAAUCAAUGUUUGGUCAAGAAAGCCUUUCCAGACUGCUAGCUAUAGAUGUUGAUAACCAUGUUGACAGUGCUGCAGUCUCUGGGAUGGGAAUCUACAUGUAGAUACCAGUCAAAGGCAAUAUUCUAUAAGUAAAGGUAAAGGGACCCCUGACUAUUAGGUCCAGUCAUGGAUGACUUUGGGGUUGCACUGCUCCUCUCACUUUACUGGCCGAGGGAGCCGGCGUUUGUCCGCAGACAGCUUCCAGGUCAUGUGGCCAGCAUGACUAAGCCGCUUCUGGUGAACCAGAGCAGCACACAGAAACGCUGUUUACCUUCCCGCUGGAGCAGUACCUAUUUAUCUACUUGCAUUUGACGUGCUUUCGUUUUUGUUUUUUUAAAUAAUAUUUAUUGCUUUUAAUAGUUACAAAAAAGUAGAAAAGAGAAAAAAGAAAAAAGAAAGAGAAAAACAAUGCAAUAUAUAAACAAUACAAACCCACCCUAAACCCAUUGAACUAAACACAUGAACAAAGCAAGACGAAAACAAUUUAAAAACAUCCCUCCUUUUCCAUACUCUGUCCUUCAUUCCCUUGUUUCUUCGACUUCCUCACACCUCCCUUCUUGUAUCCCGCUUCUAGUACUUGUUUCAGCAAAUCCUUUCCAUCUUUCUCUAUUUUCUGUCAUAUUAUAAAUAACAUAUUCUUUAACCUUAUUUCCCAUUAACGGUUGAUUAUUUAUAUACACCCAACUUCUUAUAGCAUUUCUGCUAGAUCCAUAAAAUAUCAUUUCUGCUAGAUCCAUAAAAUAGCAUUUGACGUGCUUUCGGACUGCUGGGUUGGCAGGAACAGGGACUGAGCAACGGUAGCUCACCCCGUCACAGGGAUUCGAACUGCUGACCCUCUGAUCAGCAAGCCCUAGGCUCAGUGGUUUAGACCACAGUGCCACCCGUGUCCCUAUCCUAUAAGUAUGCUUCCUUAAAUCCUGACAAUCACUGCCCUAAUCAUUAGCAAUUAACUUAGAUGCUAUCCCUGCCUUCUUUCAUUGUUUUCUUACCCCUAAUUCUCAUUGAGCAGGGAAACCCACGCUUGGACCAUAUCAUUUUAAAUUGCUGAUGGGGAUCACAAAAAAUUCAUGCAUGUUAAAUACACACGCUCACACACGCACACACACACACACCAGAGAGAACCAUGACAUCUAGGGUUUUUCUUUUACGUAUAGGAACUUUUUUCAGUAGAGUAGCUGUCAGUCACACGAACCCUCACCUGCAAUCUGAAGUAGUAGAGCUUAGAUACAAAUUGACCAACCUGGUGAGAAGUAGAUAUUUAAGAAUGGGAAGUCACUCUAUGAAGUUAAAAUCUGACCCCCUGGUAAAGAUGGUUUCCUUAUGCCAUAGCAAGGCAACCUUGCUAACUGCAUACACGAUAGAGUUCUGUAUUUCCUAUUCUUUGUUAGGUUUUAAACACUGGGUUUCCAGGAGAGUGUAGGCUUUUUAUCACACUGUUGCAAGGAAAUUUGCUUUGUAAGAAAACUGAUUUUCUUCCCACCAUCUAUAAUAACGUUAGGGAACUAGGUCUGGCCAAUGGGCUGGAGUCUUCCUUGCCCCACUUGACAUGGGCCAACUUUGAUAGGCGGCUGGGACUUCUCACCUGUCAAUCAUCUGACAUCAUUAUGGCAUCAGGUGACAACUUGAAAGGGGCUUGCUGCAGACUGUGGUAUAGGUGGGAGUGGCUUGUGGAAAACAGACUCCAAGACCAAAUGCAGGCCAGGGAUUCCCCCACAAGUGAUCUAUGGAUUCAGAGGAGUUGCCUCAAAAGAACCAUAGCUGCUUUGUGUUCAGGACUUCCCACUGUGCUCUAAAGAAACUGAUGUGCUUCUUCUCGCUUUCUCCCUCCCCAUCCUUGCCUUCUUGGCAGAUGGGUACAAGGUGGUGUUUGUGCGCAGGAGCCCCCUGGUGCUGGUGGCUGUGGCUCAGACACGGCAGUCAGAACAAGAAAUUGCUCAGGAGCUUCUUUAUAUCUACUACCAGAUCCUUAGUCUCUUGACGUGGACCCAGCUCAGCCGUAUCUUCCAGCAGAAGCAGAACUAUGACCUGAGGAGACUGCUGGCAGGCUCCGAGCGCAUCACGGACAACUUGCUAGACCUGAUGGCGAGGGACCCGAGCUUUCUGAUGGGGGCUGCACGUUGCCUCCCUAUGGCUGCUGGAGUCAGGGAUGCCGUGAGCUCCUGCCUCCAGCAAGCCAAAGCUAAAAGCCUGGUCUUCUCCAUCCUCUUAUCCAAGAACCAGCUGGUAUCUCUGGUGAGAAAAAAGGACCAGUUCCUGCAUCCGAUUGACCUUCACCUACUCUUCAACCUCAUCAGUUCAUCCUCCUCAUUUAGAGAAGGAGAAGCCUGGACUCCCAUCUGCCUGCCCAAGUUCAACUCCAGCGGUUUCUUCCAUGCUCACAUUUCCUACUUGGCGCAGGACACGGAUUUGUGUCUCCUUCUGAUCUCCACUGACCGUGAGGACUUCUUCACAGCGUCUGACUGCAAGCGCAGGUUCCAGGAACGGCUGAAGAAGCGCGGUGUUUAUCAUGCCCUUGUGGAGGCGCUGUGCACUCCUUUCUACACUGUCUCCCAGGUGGGAAUCCCAGACCUCCGACACUUCAUCUACAAAUCGAAGAGCUCAGGACUCUUCACCAGGUGAGAAUCUGUUCUGGGCCGCAUCUUUCUUUCAGUUCAUAAAUAUUAUCUGAUGCUUUGCUAAGUGGCAAGGGUGGGUGGGAUUUAUCUAUUAAUUUAAAAGCAUUUCUAAAUGACUUAAGUGUUAAAAGAUAUCUAAGUGGUAUAUGAAAUGCAACAUAGAAACAAUAGGGCAGAAUCGUAAAAACAGUUGUAGGCAAUGUUAGUCAUUCACAGAGUAGACCCAUUGAAAUUAAUGGACAGACUAACUCAAAGUUACUCAAAGAUACAACCCAGAGAUACAGAAUAAAAAAAUCCCCAGUAUUAUAAAAACAGGAAUUCAGCACAGGGCCCGAUUUUAUGGGUCAGGGAAAGUGCCUAUUUUGUAUUGUUUUAAUUUUGCUUUAAAUAUACUUGCUGUUUGGGAGGGUUUGCUGGUUUUGUGCCUUAGAGAUGAUUGUGUAGAAGGUGAUCAAAAAAAUUAAUGAUUAUGAUAAUAAUAAUAUUCAAGGGCAGGUGGUCUUUCAGGUAACCUUGUUCUGAUUGGUCCACCCUUCUCUGUGGCACAGUAGUCAAUACCAGUCAGGAUGGCCUCCAUGUUUAGCUUUGGGGCACCAAGCUACUGCAGAGCUCAUAGGAUGCAUAACAUAUCGCUGCGACACUUCAUGGCUUACUGGUUUUACCUCUAGAAUCAAAAGUGAGUCCAGACUUUGAACUGCAAGAAUUCUGUUUCAGUGACAGCUCAUCUGAUAACCAGGAAUGCAUUUAGCUAGUUCCUUAGCACUGGCUUUUGCCCCAGAUCUUUUUCUUUCUGAACUUGUUUCUGAAUUUCUGAAUAGUUUUCCUUUUGUCCUAUGAAAAGAAGCUAUUCUGCUGUAGUCCAUUUUCAUUUCCAUUCAUGACGAGAGGUUUAACCAAGGGGAAAUUUCUUUUUCCAGCCCAGAGAUUGAUGCUCCCUACAUCACUGAAGAGGAAAAAGAGAGACUUCUGGGAUUGUAUCAGUACUUACACAGCCGGGCCCAUAAUUCUUCCCGUCCUUUGAGCUACAUCUAUUACACUGGAUCUAAUGAAAAUCUCCUGGCUUGGGUAAGUUACACCUCAGCAGCAGUUGCUAGAAAAAUCACAGUAAAAGCAAAACUUGGGGCUGUAACCGGAUGCACUAGCUUAUUAUCUGGGUUCACCAAUUUAGAAUUACAAGAUCAGAAAUGGAUGCUAGCUUGUAUUGCAACAAAUGCUUUGUUUUUUGUACAUUUGCUCUUUGCGGGUGUGUCCUCUGGGUACAUUUCCCAAUGUCCAUUAACUUAAUCUUUAAAAAUUGCAUGGUAAGUGUGGUGGUUAAAAGAGCAUGCAAGGUUUAAAGCAGCAAAUAAUUCUUCAUCAGAUUUCUUCUCAUUUCUUAUUAACAUCCUCUCUCACCAACAACAUCUGAACCAGUGAAAAAUACCAAAACCUCAAUCUUGGCAACCACCACGGCAACAAUUCUUCUUCUAGAGGAGUGGGCUUGCACUGUUGGCAUGUUGUAACGGAGCUUUAACAUUUCCUUUCUUCAGGUAACUUGUGCCUUUGAGCUCUACGUAUGCUUCAGCCCCCUGGGAACCAAAGCAGCAGCUGUCAGCGCUGUCAACAAACUUAUGAGGUGGAUCCGCAAGGAAGAAGACCGGCUCUUUAUAUUAACACCCCAGACUUACUGA
Messenger RNA from Podarcis lilfordi (Lilford's wall lizard), 16272 nucleotides. Lineage: Eukaryota; Metazoa; Chordata; Lepidosauria; Squamata; Lacertidae. The record is from the annotation of a GenBank genome assembly.